ACCCUCGCUUUCAGAUCUGUAAACACUCACAGACAGAUUUCACUGACCAGCUGAUGGAGGAGACGCUGCGAGCCGUCUUCUGGUCUGUGCAGAGACUCUUUAACACCUGAGAUCCCUCACAGGUUCACAGUCUGUCUGUCAAUGUGUUCAUCAGCGCUUCAGUCUGUCUGUAUGAGCAGUUAAAGGUCGUCCUCCUCUGGAGUCUUCCUCAGCAGAUUCACUUUUCUCUGGAUAAUAAAAAAAAAAAACUGAGCAGAGAUGGGACCUCGGACCGCAGGUAAGAGCAGCUCUACUCCUUCAUUAAGUUUUCAACAGCUGUCUGAUCGGGGAGAAAAAGGCAGGUAACUACUAAUCAUUGUUUUCAUCGAUACGACAAAGUCAGUAUCUGGUUUAGUUUAAACAACAUUAAAAGAGUUUUAGAGGAGCAGUCUAACAGGAACCUCUGGGACUAAGAAACUGUUUAAAUGUGAAGUUCCUUGAAUGGCCACUAGAGGCCAAAAGUGAGCAACUCUGAGCUACACACGCUUUUUUUUUCUCAUUCAUUUUGUGAUAUAUUUUUUUAGGAUUUUUUUUUUUGGCUUUUAUUGAUAGUACAGGGUGAAAUAUGGGGAGAUAGAGCGAGGGGGGGGGGGGGAGGACACGCAGAACAUGGUCCGGACUCGAGCCCAGGACUGCUGUGGGAACCAUGGUCCUCAUAUAUGGGACGCACUCACCCACUCAACCAACUGAGGGGGUUAUGAUUAAGGAGUCAGGACGAUGAUAUAUUACUGUGUUGAUUUUUUGGCCUACGACUACAGUAAUCCUACUUUGAAGUGGUGCAUCCACAAAAGAGCGACAAUAUGAACGUCUAAAAUAAACUGGACUAAACCAGUUUGACUGUUUUCAAAGUGUGAUGCAAAGACUUCAUCGUUUAUCCAAAGUUUAUCGUCUGAAUGGCGUGAAGAAGUGACCUCUCCUGUUCAGUUUGUCUGUUCAAGCUACGUCAUCAAUACAGAUAUUUAAAUAUACAGCAGAGGAGUCUCUGAAUGUACAUCAGUCUGCAUAAUGACGCAAAAAUGGUUGAGAACGCUCCUAAAGGCAUGCCAGACCAGCAGGUGGCGAUGAAAUGUAAUCAGUUUCUGUCAUUAAACACAGAAGAAGAAUCGUGCACAUUUGUAUGUAGCGUCUUCUUUUGAACUUUAUAAUGUAAACUGGGAACACAGCGGUGAAGAACAAACUAUUCAGCCUGAUUUACUCGUUUACUGUCCACCUGAAAAUAACGACCCAAAGUUGUGAAAAAUCUCCACUUUGGAGGAUUUUUCUACAACUUCAGUUCUCAAAGACCAAAAACUCUGACUUAGAUAUACAGUAGAUAUGAGGCCUGAACAUUUUCACAAACAUCCUCAUGACCUGAAUCACCAGAGGAAGCUGCAGAUUCAUUAUUACUCUGAGAAGUGUGCUGGUGUCAUUUUAUGACUGUUGUAUCAUAAACCUGUAAGAGGUCAUCCUGUCACAAACUCUUAAUGCUGACAAUGAUUUCAGAUCUGUAUGAAUCCAGAGUCUAAAUUUCCUUCUCUCUUUUAUCAGAAGUGACUAAAUCGGGAGGAGAAAGUGGAGGCUGUGCACCUCCUUUAUCUGCAAAUUGAAUGAUUAGCAGAGCUUGUUUUUCUCGUUUCAGUCCUUGUGUUAACAUUUACUCAAGUCCAAAUCUAAUUAAAUCAUCUCAUUCUCAUUAUUUCUGAUUGUGUACGGAGCUUUUCGGGGCGAUCUCCUUCUCAAGUUCUCUGAGCAAACAACCGAAUGAGACGACGAUAAAAUCCAAAUACAAUACAGAAGAAAAUUAACGGAUUUCACAAAAGUAAAGAACAACAAAAUAAAGUGUUGAUUGACCGAUUCGAAGCUGGGCGGGACUGUAUUUGUCAGAGUUAGUGUUGGAGUCCAUCUUUAAACAGACAGGUUAUUGUUUUACAGCCUUCACAGGGAUCUGUGUUUGACGGUCUUAUCAGUUUAAGGAAGCGUCCGUCUUUAUCAGGGCGUGUUGGAACAGAAACUGAACAGUUUGAGGAAGUUAAACACAAAACUGGGUCACUCUCUUCUCCUUCAUUCACAAAGGCUCGCCCCUAAUCGCCUCCUCACUCUCUCUCUCUCUCUCUUUUUCCAUCAGUGGCUCCUUCCAAGGAGGUGAAGUGUGACGGUCAAGGAAGAGCCCGGCUGAGGAGCAGCAGUGAUGGCAGCAGAUACAGCAGGAGAGGAGUCGACCUUCCUACCAGCUCCUCCUCCACCUCCUCCUCCUCUUCAGUGCUCUUCAACCCCAAAUCAGGUACUAAUGUGUCUCCUUUCACAGAAUCUGCAGGAAAGUCUGGUUUGGUUUUUCUUCAUCGUACGAGAGGCUUUGGCUGCAAACAGGAUAAUCAUUCUGGUCACCUCGAGAUGAUUUAGCUGCAGAGAUCAUCAAGGGCAUCACUCCUCCUUCCUAAGUGUAGAUCAGACUCUGAAAAAGAAGUCCAGGAGCCCUCAAUCACCAACCAUGGGCGACACUUGAAGCCCUGGAUAGUGAGCGGUGCCCCCCGCCCUGCAGCCAAACUCCUUUAACAGCGGUUUAACAAAGCCUGAGGGUUUCCUGUCCAGGUUAGAUGGGCGUUAAAGACCUCUGUUUUCAUUCAUUCACAGACUUCUACAUGCAGAGCGCUUGAAUUUUCGAGAGUUAAAAUAGUACUUUAAAAACCAUAGAUGGGUCAUUUUCAGUCUGGUUAUGAAUCUUGAGCAACAAGAACCACUCAGGAACUCAACAGAUGCUAAAAGGAACUCUAAAUCAUAUUAUUUUUCUAUAGUAAUGGUAACUUUGUGUCUAACAUGUGUGGGGGUCUUAUCUUCCUCAUGUUUAGUCCUAAAGAGACCGGUGAGCACAGAGGAGCUGCAGAGACCAGGUGGACCCUACAUCAAGAAAACCUUUACAGUAAGUCAGAAAAGUAGCAAGUCUUCAUGUUUAUUGAUAUUUUUAGUUUUGUAUUUCUCAGGAUUUGUUUCUGCAGGAGUGAAGAGUGAAGACAGGUCCCACUUCUUUCUGUGAUUUCAGGUUGUCGGCGAUGCCGUCGGUUGGGGGUUUGUCGUACGAGGAAACAGGCCGUGUCACAUCCAGGCUGUGGAGCCCAGUGGUCCAGCUGCUGCUGCCGGGAUGAAAGUAAGAAUCAUGGGAAAUGUAGUUGUUCCUAAAUGGCGAGUUCAAUGAUCUGCUGAGGCUCCAGUUUUUGUAGACAACGAUGACGUGGAUAUCCAAAAUGAAGUUGAUUUGUUUUAUUAUCGGCGGGGAUGUGACAGAGCGAUGAUGGAUCAAUAUUUAACUUUCUGUCGUUUUUGUCUCACGCUCUUUUCCACCGACAGGUUUGUCAGUUUGUGGUUUCAGUCAACGGGAUUAACGUUCUUCAUCUGGAUUACCGGACUGUCAGCCACCUGAUCCUGACCGGACCCAGAACGGUGGUGAUGGAGGUGAUGGAGGAAACUGACAACUGAGCAAUGAAAGGAAGUAUGAUGGCUGGACUUGAUCGAGUAAAAGCCGAGAACAGCAGUGUGACGAUCACAACAAGACAACUCGGUUAAUAUUUGAUCAUGAGACCCAAAGACUUUGGAGUCCCACAAUGCAUCAGUCCUUAUGGUUCAGGUUCCAAUAUAUGAACUAUUACUCCAGGUUUCCAAAAAGAGUCACUCCAUUUCAGUGCCUUAUUCUCAUGUCUUAUUUUGUUCGCCUGACCUCUUCAUUUCAUCGUUUAUGCUUGAUUUGAAGAUCGAGAGGAAUUUCUGUAGCCGUUUAACAGUAAUGAAAAUAUUCACAGCUCUAUUUUCUUUUUUUUAAGAAAACUGUAAACAUGAGGGUUCAGACUGAUGUUCAACCUCUGACACUCCACUUUAUGUGAGGCCUUGACAGGAAAGGUUCCUCCAGAAGCUGCUGACAGCAGACCUAUGAUGCUGGACUGUUUUUUUUAUUAUAUACACAGCGUUGAAUGGUCAUGCUAAUCAGCAGGGGGGUCCUGAUGUCAGGCGGUGCUGUCCUCUCAGGAUAAGCCCCCCCCUCAGCUUCAGACACGCCCACCUAAAAGCUGUGAAUUCUGUUUCCCCGACCUUCACUUUGCAUUUUGAUUAAGUUUGUCUCAGAGAGUUUCUCGUGCUCACUGAUGACUCCUCUGUAACCAAAGACCAGUUUGAGCUGGAUCUGCACCUGAAACCUCAGACUGUUUUAUUCCUGAAGACCUUCCAUGAAGGCCCAGAACCUCAAAACCUUAGUCAUGACAGGAAUAGCCUUCAGUGAGGGGGCGCGAACAGCUAGCCUCAGAUGUUUUCUGCAGAAACGUAACAGUCAGGUGGUUUUGUGACGACAAAGCUGUGUAAAAAGUAACACCCACAUGAUGUGUCUGAUCUUCUAUAUGUGGAAAAGCAGCUAAAAAAAUAGCAUUUCAGACAGAAGCUGAGAAGUGCUAUAAAGAGGGUUUUCUGGACUCCAUCCAUCCAACUCCAGGUUUGUUUCUUUCAGCCAUAACUCAUGUGUUGUUUUUUUUCCAUAAAAAUACCAAAAACCAAACUCGACUUUCCUUUAAACUUUUUUUUUUUUUUAAGUACUAAAUUAUUCUAAAGUUUCCCUAACCUUCACAGCAGCUUCUUUGAUGGAGUGAUGAUGACCCAGGGUUAGGAGAUAGGACCUGUAUUUAGGAGGUAUCACACCUGAGCUCAGGUAUCAUCAUCGUCAUCAUCAUCAUCCUGUUGACUUCACUUGAACAGUUGGUGUUUUCUUCGUGGGGGUGGUUUGGACUUUUAACCCUGCGUGUCACAAAAACACAUUAUUACCUGGAUGUAUUAUACACACCUGCAUGCACACACACACACACACACACCUUUAGGAGACACGUGCCCCCGCCCCUCCUCCUCCAUCCUCUCCUCCUCCUCCUCCUCCUCCUCCUCAUCCCUGGCUGUGUUUACUUUUCCAUGUGCUCGUCUGAUUCCCAGAAAGGAGGUGAGGAGUGUGAAGGUGAAGUGAGGCAGAGCAGCACCUCUAAGUACUUUGUUUUGAACUCUGGCUCUCACAGUCGGCGCGGUCCUUCCCUUUUUUCCAUCUCUACACUGUAAAACUCGUUGUUUUUGUAUUUGUAUGAUUGUCCUCGGCUCUAAUUUAUUUCUCCUCUCCACUUAAUAAAGAGUGUUUAACUCUC
This is a messenger RNA of Xyrichtys novacula (pearly razorfish), 5177 nucleotides long. The record is from the annotation of a GenBank genome assembly. Lineage: Eukaryota; Metazoa; Chordata; Actinopteri; Labriformes; Labridae.